Messenger RNA from Trichobilharzia szidati, 1038 nucleotides. The record is from the annotation of a GenBank genome assembly. Lineage: Eukaryota; Metazoa; Platyhelminthes; Trematoda; Strigeidida; Schistosomatidae.
AUGCCGCGACUGUUUCGUAGCAGACGUGUAAAAUUAGAUCUCGCCCUGAUGAGUGUUACUCCUCCAGAUGCCUUUGGAUUUUGCUCACUUGGUCCAAGUGUGGAUAUUACUCGUGUUGCCGCUGAAUGUGCUCAGUAUCUCGUGGGUAAGCUCCUACCAGUCAGUAGAGCUUUUUCAGCUCAGAUAAAUCCUAGAUUACCAGUUACCUAUGGGGAGGCCCAUAUACAUAUCAGUCAUUUUGAUUCAGUUAUUCAUGUGGAUGUCCCUUGCCACUGCUUGAAGACGCGGCCAAUUUCGAAAGCUGAGGAGAAGAUCGGUGCACUAAUUGCUGAGAAUUUAGUUGACAAUGGCUCAACCCUACAAACAGGUAUCGGAGCGAUUCCAGACUCAGUGUUAUCUAAACUUACAAAUCACAAAGAUUUAGGAGUUCAUACCGAAAUGUUUUCAGAUGGAGUUGUAAAAUUAGUUGAAUGUGGUGCUGUAACGAAUACCAAGAAAAAAAUUCGCCCAGGAAAAAUAAUAACAAGCUUUGUUAUAGGAACAGAGAAACUUUUCAAAUUUAUAAAUGCAAAUCCAUCAAUUGAUUUCUGUGAAUCGACUUGGGUAAAUGUGCCAUCUAUAAUAGCACAGAACCCAAAACCAGUGGCAAUCAAUUCUUGCAUUGAAGUUGACAUAACUGGUCAGAUUGUUUCAGAUUCCAUCGGCAAAAAUUUCUACUCAGGAUUCGGUGGUCAAAUUGAUUUCAUUCGUGGAGCUUCAAUAGCUGAAGAUGGUUUAGGAAAGCCAAUAAUUGCUCUGACAUCUACAACGAAUAAAGGAGCAAGUAAAAUCUCUCCAUUUAUUAAGCAAGGUGCUGGUGUUGUGACAACUAGAGCUCAUGUACACUAUGUUGUAACAGAAUAUGGUAUUGCUGAUUUAUUUGGACGUAACGUGAGACAACGUGCACAUGCCCUUAUUAAGAUAGCACAUCCAGAUCAUAGAGAAUCUUUAGAAAAGGCUGCAUUUGAACAACUCAAAGUGAUGCCAUCGCCCGAAUAA